AUGUCCAAAGAUCCAUCUAAAACGGCAUGGCGUGUAAUUGCACAAGCUUCUGGACGAGAUAAGAAGGUGAAUGACAUAGAAAUUGAAAGAAAUGGUAUCCAGCUUAGACAACCAAAAUUAAUUGAUAACGCAUUUAAUAAUUUUUUCAAAGAUGCUCCAGAGAAUGUUAUUAAUCAGAUUCCAUCCAAGCAAAACGAUAAUAAAAAUCGAAUAAAUUUUCCAUCUUCAAAAGAAAGUUCACUUUAUCUAACUCCUUUUCACUCGCAAGAAUUAGUUAACUUGUUAUUGACAAAAAUGAAAAACAAGAGCUCAGCAGGACUAGACGAUAUUCCUUUGUGUAUUAUAAAACAUAGUAUAACAACUAUUGCCAAUCAACUUACUUAUUUAGUUACUUUGUCUUUCAGUUCGGGGAAAUUUCCUAACUUACUCAAAACCAGCAAAGUAAUACCUAUAUUUAAAAAAAAUAACCCCCAACUGAUGGAAAACUAUAGACCCAUAACAAUAACAUCAGGAUUUCUAAAGUUUUUGAAUACUGCUUUGUUCAGAGACUCCUAG
This is a messenger RNA of Zophobas morio, 555 nucleotides long. RefSeq lists its product as uncharacterized. The transcript has a single exon. The record is from RefSeq and is a predicted model, not a curated record. NCBI's taxonomy places the organism in Eukaryota, Metazoa, Arthropoda, Insecta, Coleoptera, Tenebrionidae. Bases 1 to 555 code for a protein of 184 amino acids.